Messenger RNA from Aedes albopictus (Asian tiger mosquito), 5943 nucleotides. It is a transcript of the gene sti, whose product is annotated as citron rho-interacting kinase. The coding region runs from base 240 to 5816 and encodes 1858 amino acids. Gene Ontology annotation, biological process: mitotic cytokinesis; peptidyl-threonine phosphorylation; actomyosin structure organization. Lineage: Eukaryota; Metazoa; Arthropoda; Insecta; Diptera; Culicidae. Gene Ontology annotation, molecular function: ATP binding; protein serine/threonine kinase activity. The transcript has 6 exons. The record is from RefSeq and is a predicted model, not a curated record. Gene Ontology annotation, cellular component: actin cytoskeleton; cytoplasm.
GUCUCUAUUACCGAUGGCAGCACUGGUUUCGCCGCUGGAGUUUCUGCAACGGUUUUCGUCUCGCGCUAACCUCACUCAAAACUUUUAUCGGAAUAAACAAACGGAAAAUCGGUCGAAAUGUCGCGGAAUCGUGAAAAUUCCGGCUAGUUCGCGGUCCGAAUUGGUGGCUAAUCGAGUGAAGUGUUUUUAUUGGUGUUAUUUUAGUGUAACGUGAGUGAUUUUUGUCCCGUAGAGUAACGAUGGAGUGCAAGAAGAUUAGCGCGCGUACUGCGCGUCUGAAUAAUUUUAUUCUCGGCCAAUCGGUUGCCCCACCGGCCAGUGCAUCGUCAUCCGGUGGAUUUACUGAAAUCGGCCAGACUCUAGACGAUGGUUCCGUACCGAUGGAAACUGCGCUUUCCCGCGAGGGUCUGCUGGAUUCGCUGUUUGUGCUGUACGAAGAGUGCAGCAAGGAUGUCAUCAAGAAGAAGGAUAAGAACGUCGCCGACUUUGUCAACAAAUACCGGCCAAUCAUCAAUCAGACUCGAUCCAUUCGUGUCAACGUCAACGAUUUUAACGUGAAAAACCUUAUCGGAAAAGGCUACUUCGGCGAAGUUCAUCUCGUAUCGGAGGCUGCCACCGGCGAAGUGUACGCAAUGAAGAAGAUGCGCAAGGCGAUGGUCACCUCUACGCAGAUCCGCGAAGAGCGCGACAUUAUGGCCUCGAGACAGUCGGACUGGAUCACAUCGCUGCAGUAUGCGUUUCAGGACCAAGAGUGCCUCUAUCUAGUAAUGGAGUACCUGCCCGGUGGCGAUCUGCUCAGUCUGAUGAUUCGCAUCGGCGUGUUCGACGAAGAGCUAGCGCAGUUCUACUUGGCUGAGCUGACCGAGGCACUCCACUCGCUGCACAGUAUCGGCUAUGUGCACCGUGACAUCAAACCGGAAAACAUCCUGCUCGAUCGGUUCGGGCAUCUCAAAUUGGCCGACUUUGGAAAUGCCACGGCCAUCAAUAAGGAUGGCAGUGUGACCAGCAUGACCCCGGUGGGAACUCCGGACUACAUUGCACCGGAACUGCUGCAGACGCUUUCGACCACCAUCAAGUCGUCCCGUGGGAAUCAUGAUGUGACGUGCGAUUUCUGGUCCAUGGGGAUCAUUGGGUAUGAGUUCAUAACGGAGACGACGCCGUUUCACGACGAGAAUGUGAACGAAACCUACUCGAAGAUCUUGUCGCACUGCGAAGGUCGGUUCGCCAGGAAGCUGGAAUAUCCGGCGCACGUAGCUAUAUCGUCACAUUUUAGGGAUCUACUGGAUCGAUUGGUUACGAAAGUGUCUAACCGAAUAGGGUACAAAGAAAUUCGAAGACACCCGUUCUUCAGUGACAUAAACUGGGAAAAGUUGAGGUACAAGAUUCCACCGAUCAUUCCAAAUGUUAGUAGCGAUGACGACGUGUCCAACUUCGAAGAUGUCGAUAAGUCGUUGAAAAGGAACGCUUUCGUCAGCAAACCGACCUAUCCGAUAUCUAAGGUCCAUGACUUCAGUGGCCAGAACUUGCCAUUCCUGGGAUACACCUAUGUGUACGAGGAGCUUGAUCCGGCCGGGAAGUAUCGCGACACCGACGAGCACAUGGCAACAACGCGACUCUCGCAGAAAAUCAAGGAACAGGAUCGGCUGCUCAAGGAUCACAAGAACGAAAUUCAUCAACUUCAGCGGGAUCUUUUGGAAAAAGAUCGCAAAAUAGCAACCGUCAACGCCCAUAAUAAGAUCUUCGGUGAAACCAAGAAAGAGCUGGAGAAUCUGCAGGAACUGCUGAAGAUGAAAACGGCCGAACUGGCAGCAGCCAAGACCGAUAUUAAAACAUUGAAGAAUCGAUUGAAAAUCGAAGAGGAGCAACGCUCCAAAAAUGACGCCUCAAUUGCCGAUCUUUUGAAGCAGACGUACAAGAAGUGGGAACGAGCCAAGCAGACUUCCGAUCAGAACUACGAGAAGCAAAUAGCAGAGCGAAAAACAGAAAUCAGCGCAUUGAACGAAAAGUUCCGUGCACAAACGGGUGAGCUACGAUCGAAAGUGGAGGAAUGCUCCCAGCUGCAGUCGAUGAUCGAAAACUACAAAGAUCUGCUGAAGAAGUCCAAGAAUCAACUCAUGGUGGAUAAGGAAGAAUUCGACAAAAGUCAUCGUGAACUGGUAGCAGCCUACGAAGCAAAGCAUGCUGAAGUGAAGCAACGGUGUAAAGCCGAGAAGGAACUACGUGUAAAACAAGAAGAGCAAGUCCGCGAGCUUCGAGCUCGCUUACAAGAGUACGAAAACAAUGUAAAGAAUACGGAACACUCGCACAAGAAGUUUGUGGACAACAUCAAACGAAGAAUGACCAUCCAAAUGGAAGAAGCAAAACAAGUGUCGGACAAAAUGAGUGAAGAAAUGCAACGAAAGUGUGAAGAUUUGCGAAAGGAAAUCAACAAACUGCAGGAGCAAAGUGUUUCCAGUAGUGCUAACAGUAGUAAGCGCAGUUCGCUACAGGAGCAGGAGUUCCGCAGUGCCAAUUCCAGUAUUCAGUCGUUGAACGUGCAGGUUGAGGAACAGCUUCGGCACGAUUUGAUUCGAGCGAGAGAAAGCGAAGAUCUGCAGCGCAAACGAGCGGACGGGUUGGAGGAGGUCGUCUCACGGCUGGAGAAGAUUAUCGAUCAGUUCAAGACGAGCUACCCGGCGGUUGGUGGUGCAAGUGGCGGCACGACGACAGACGGUACGACGUCGCUUCUGGAACGGCAGAACGAACGGUUGGAGGACAAACUGAGCGCCAUUCGGGAGCAAUCGAUCCUGGACAAGCAGUCGGCACGCGCGGCCAAUUUGUCACUGUGGAAGUUGGAGAAGGAACUGGAGCGGGUCAAGUUGGACAAUUCUAUUCUCGGGCGAAGGGUUGAGCAGGCGGACGAGAGGGUGAACCGCGUUCGGAAAGAGAAGGAGGAAGUGGCAUUUAAGAUCAAACAGCUGGAGGAUACAAUCAGCGGAAAGGAGAAACAAAUCGAGGAUUUGAAGGAAGAUAUAAGAUUAAUGAAGGAUGAAUUGAGGAAGGAACGUUAUUCGCGAGACUCGACCGAGAAGGGACGACUAGCGGAGAAGGCAGAGUUGAUCACAGCUGCGGCGAAAAUUCAAAGCUUGGAGGAAAAGUUAGAAGAGGCAAAACAGAAGGCAAACCAGGCAAAUGAUAAGCUGAGAAUCAUGACUUCGGAAAAUUCAAAGCUUAUGCGAGAGCUGGACGAAAGUCAGGAGGAGUUGGCCGAUGCUCAUGGAUCUGUCAAGGAGUUGGAGGAAAAGUUGGCGGUCGCGACAAGGAACUUCAAUAUGCUGAAGGGAGCUUGCAGUAUUACGGAAACUCAACUGACAGAGUUGGAGAUUCUGCUGGAGAAGGAACAGAGGAAAAACAAGGAAUGCGAAGAAACAGUUGCUGCGUUGUACAAGCAGAUGAAGGAUAAAGAUGCAGAGUUGUCCAAAUUGCGCCAAGAAGUUAACCAGGAGAAGACAUCCAAGACAAUGAGUGAGUCAAAAACUUCGCAACUCGCAUCGGAAUAUGAAGAAUUGCGCAAGAAGUUUGAAGAGUUGCAGAACCAAAUGGUUGACCAACAAAAGGAUCUCAUUGAAAAGACCUCAAGCCUUUUUGAGGUCCAGGAGCGUAUUGAGAUGCUCAACCUGGACACAUCAAACCUGCAGAAGGUAGUUUCAAACUACGAGCAGGAGCAUCUGAUCCUGAAAGAAGAAAAUUCGAAGAUUCUCACCGAUUUGUUCCUAGCAAAGGAGCAUAUAACAAAACAAAACAAUGAGAUCAAGGACUACAAGAAUCAGAUAAAUCAAUUGAACAAUGAGCUUGACCACGUCAAGACAGUUCUCACGGAGCAGAAAACGUUCUACACAGAACGGGACAUCAAAUCGGAAGCAACCUUGGCUCAGCACAAGAAGCUUAUUGACUACCUGCAAGCGCGUGUUGAGGAAGGAUCCCACAAAAAGAAGAAAACUUUCGCUGACAUGUUGUUCGGUAGCAGUAACAACGAGAAGAAAGAAAAUCUUCCUCCGAACCCCAUCAUGGUGGAAAACACCACCAGUUACAAGAAGCUUCAGGACGAACUACAAAAGGAGCGCCAACGUACCAACCAGCUCAAAGAGCAACUGCUCCGAGCGAAAACCGAUAUGAUUGCCAUGCAAGGAUCUCUCAAGAAGGCCCAAAAAGACGAAGAGAACCAACAACAGUUGGAUGCUAAGGAUAAACAGCUCCCGUCCAGAACGCCUUCCAAGACGCAUAAACCAUCUUUCCGACAGGUGCAGCCUGCGCCGACUCCCAAGAAACCCAAUUCCCCGAGUGGUGGAAAGUCCCACACCUUCGACAUGACCUUGGAAACGUCCUCGUCUAAAAAUCCGAUCCAGCUGUGCAGUGUUUGCGAUCGACACAUUUUGGCCGGCCAUCCGUACUGGAAGUGUACGGUUUGUUCGAAGAAUGUCCACCGGAAAUGUCGCUCCGGAGCCGCCAAUAAUUGCCUUGGGGGAGCAGGAGGCGAUGGCGAUCUGGAUUCCUUGGCCAAUGAGUUGGUGGCGGGAGGAACCAGUGAUACCGAGUCGCUACAGGAUCAGAUCAGCUUGGCACCCGGUGGUGGAGAUGGGGAAUCCGGUGACGGGGUGGGCAGUGUGGAGGAGAAGGCCGACGAUGACGAAGACAAGUAUGUGGGUGACUUGCUGUUCAAGACGAAACGGCUGGAGCCGCAAUUGGCCAUUAAUGACGUGUACGACGUGAGCGAGAACGUGGUGCUGUUGGGUUGCGACAGCGGUCUCUACUCCUACAACACCGACACGGCCGAGUUGGUACAAAUCCGUGGCAUAUCCAGCGUUAAAUCCUUCACCAUCUCGCAGCACAUCCCGAAGGCCAUCAUUAUCGGCAAUGAUGGCGAGUAUUUGUACCAGUGUGACCUGCGCCAUCUGCACAGCCGUGCUCAAGCCUCCUCUUGCCUCUCGCCCAAGCUGGAAACGUUUGUACUUGAUCUCUCCAUUGCCAACCGGACCCACAGUGAACGGUGGCACCUGGUCCGCAUGAUGGAUGACCCCUCGUGCCAGCAGCUGUCGGAAGUGAUAGCGAUUGCCGCAACUUCGUCCAGAAUCGUGAUUCUGAAAUUUGAUACCAGUCUGGGGCGGUUCAAACCGGUGCGAGGACUGGACACGGUUCUUCCUGUUACUUCGGUAUUGUUCACCAAACACACGGCCAUCGUCAGUUCUGACAAAUUUUUCGAAAUCGAUCUGGGAACCUACGGGGCCGAAGAAUUCUUGGAUAUGUCCGAUUCGAGUCUUCGGGAUAUCCGGUCUUGCACCCCGAUGGCGGCAUUCAAAGUGAACAGUCAAGAGUUCCUGCUUUGCUUCAAAGAGGUCGGGAUCUUCGUGGAUGAGUAUGGCUGUCGGUCGCGACCGGACAACAUCAACUGGCUGCAGGAACCUCUCGACUUUAGAUACCGCGAAUCUUGCCUAUUCAUUGCGCACUCGGAUUGCGUUCAAGUUAUGUACGUUAGUAAAUCGUACACCAAAGAGAUGGAGCGGAAGGAGGCAUCAUCCGAUGAACGGCGCGCCUUUGUUAACCUGAACUCUCCACAGCUCUUGGCCUUUUUGGAUUUUGCUCGCACCAGCAUUUACGUGGCCUGCGAGUGCGGUCCGGAACGGGAGCAGGAGAUCAUCAUGCUGGAUGGGUACAAGGCACUACAGACCACUUCGCCGUGCUUCUUGAGCAAUUCCAUGGAAACCUUGUCCAGCCUGUCCAGCUAUCCGACAACGGUGGCCCAAAGCACCGAGACGCUUUCACUGGGGCAUGCGGUCUAAGUACUUCUUUUAAACUAUUGAUUGUUUUUAGUUUUUGUGGUAUUUCGUUAUUCCGCAUGUGAUUGGUGAGUUGCUCAUGUGACAAGAAAUACGUUUCAUUCAAUAAAUAUUGUACCAUUUUAAGAUA